This is a messenger RNA of Mangifera indica (mango), 1511 nucleotides long. Its product is annotated as probable indole-3-pyruvate monooxygenase YUCCA8. Gene Ontology annotation, molecular function: flavin adenine dinucleotide binding; NADP binding; N,N-dimethylaniline monooxygenase activity. Gene Ontology annotation, biological process: auxin biosynthetic process. Lineage: Eukaryota; Viridiplantae; Streptophyta; Magnoliopsida; Sapindales; Anacardiaceae. The record is from RefSeq and is a predicted model, not a curated record.
UAAGCCUUCUGUCUGUUCAACUCAGUUUGAUCCUCUUCUAAAACAGUAUCGUCCUUUAGCUUACUCCAGAACACAAUCACAAACACUUCCACUUUCUCCUACGUUUUCAACAUGGAAAAUUUGUUUCGGCUUGUUGAUCAUGAAGAUUUCUUCUCUCGUAGAUGCAUUUGGGUUAAUGGUCCGGUCAUAGUUGGUGCUGGACCAUCUGGGCUAGCCACAGCUGCUUGCCUUAGAGACCUGGGGGUGCCCUUUGUUGUCCUUGAAAGAGCAGACUGCAUAGCUUCUUUGUGGCAGAAACGCACCUAUGAUAGGCUUAAGCUUCACCUUCCUAAACAAUUCUGCCAACUUCCUAAACUACCAUUCCCUGAAGACUUCCCUGAGUAUCCCACAAAGAAACAGUUCAUUCAGUAUCUUGAAUCAUAUGCAAAUCAUUUCGAGAUCAACCCAAAAUUCAAUGAGUGUGUGCAAUCGGCUAGAUAUGAUGAGACCAGUGGCUUCUGGCGGGUCAAAACCGUAUCCACAGGUGGCUCAACCAGAACUGAGGUUGAGUACAUUUGCAGGUGGCUUGUGGUGGCUACAGGCGAAAAUGCUGAGAGUGUUACGCCAGAUAUUGAAGGAUUGGCUAACUUUGGUGGCGAAGUUAUUCACGCUUGUGAUUACAAAUCCGGCGAAAAAUUUAAGGGAAAGAACGUGCUAGUUGUCGGUUGUGGCAAUUCUGGCAUGGAACUUUCUCUUGAUCUAUGCAACCACAAUGCCACACCAUCAAUAGUUGUUCGUAGCUCCGUAAGUGUCUUUACAGUACUUGUGUUAAAUCUUGGCAAAUAUGAAUACAAAGAUAAGAUUCUAAUGGAGUUUGCUCUGGUUGUGGUUUAGGUACAUGUCUUGCCAAGAGAAAUUUUCGGGAAAUCAACAUUUGAAUUGGCAGUCUUGAUGAUGAGAUGGCUCCCUCUUUGGCUUGUUGACAAGCUUUUGUUGAUUUUUGCUUGGUUUGUGCUGGGAAACAUUGAGAAAUAUGGGCUAAAGCGGCCAUCCAUGGGUCCACUACAGCUGAAGAACACUAAGGGAAAGACCCCUGUACUGGAUAUUGGUGCACUAGAGAAAAUCAGAUCCGGUGAAAUCAAGGUAGUUCCUGGAAUCAAGAGGUUUUCAUGUGAUCAAGUUGAACUUGUUAAUGGUGACAAGCUUGAUGUUGAUUCAGUUGUUCUAGCCACCGGAUACCGCAGCAAUGUUCCUUCUUGGCUUCAGGAAACCGAUUUCUUCUCAAAGAAUGGAUUCCCAAAAGCACCAUUCCCAAGUGGGUGGAAAGGAAAUGCAGGUCUCUAUGCAGUCGGGCUCACAAGGAGAGGGCUCUCUGGUGCAUCCUCUGAUGCCGUCAGAAUAGCACAAGACAUUGGCAAGGUCUGGAAACAAGAAACUAAACAACAGAAAAAGAAAACCAUCGCUUGCCAUAGACGAUGCAUUUCACAGUUCUAGUUGUAAAUCAUAGCUUGCAGAACAGCUAGGAUUUUACU